UCCCCCUCCCCGCGCUUCCAAUAACGGCUUUAACUAAUUCUCUCUCUCUUCGUCUUCUCCAGCUAAUCGAUCCCCCCUCUUAAUCCAUUUUGUUUUUUUUUUCCAAAUCUCCAUCUCCAUCUCCUCCCUUCACCCCCGAUCGCAUUCGCUGCCGCCCACUCCGUGCUCGCCUCGCCUCCCCUCAGAGAGAUUAAAGCAGCAGCGGCUUUCUUUCCUCUGCGUUUCUUGGAUUGCAGCAAAAUCGAUCCCCCCCCCCCCCCCCCCCCCGUCCCAGUUUUGGUGGUGGAUUGCAGUUCUUGUGCCAUCGAUUUGGGUGGGAUUCGGGCGCCGCGUGGGAAGGAGAGGUUUCUUCUGGGGUGCCCAGUUGGGCUAAAUUUCUGGGUAGCUCCCGCCAUUGUCGAAGCUCUUCAGUUCUUUUGCGUUUCUUGGGCCUUGUAUCAGAUCCGUGCCCUUGCGAUUUCUUGUAAUUGGAGGUGAGAGAGAGAGAGAGAGAGAGAGGUCGAUCCAUGGAGGUGCAGGGAGAGGUGGAUGGAUCGGGGGUGCCCCUGGCGGUGCUCCUGAAGCGAGAGCUGUGCAACCAGAAGGUGGAGAGGCCGGACAUGCUGUUCGGCGAGGCGAGCAAGAGCAAGAAAGGGGAGGACUUCACGUUCCUCUUGCCCAAGUGCAGCCGCCGUCCAGGUCAAGCCCAGGCUGACGGGGAGGAUGCAGGAGGCGCCGGCGACGACGACACCAUCUCGGUGUUUGCGAUCUUCGAUGGCCACAAUGGAUCUGCGGCUGCCAUAUACACCAGGGAGAACCUCUUGAACAAUGUGUUGGCUGCUAUUCCCCCAAAUCUUACAAGUGAGGAGUGGACAACUGCAUUACCGAGGGCACUAGUUGCAGGUUUUGUUAAGACAGAUAAAGAGUUCCAAACAAAAGCGGCGCGCUCAGGGACCACUGUGACUUUUGUUAUAAUAGAUGGAUGGGUUGUCACUGUAGCAUCAGUUGGCGAUUCCCGCUGUAUCCUAGAAUCUGCUGAAGGUUCAGUAUAUUUUUUGUCAGCUGAUCAUCGCCUAGAUACCAAUGAGGAGGAGGUAGAGCGUGUAACAGCAAGUGGAGGUGAUGUUGGGAGAAUAAAUAUUGCUGGAGGGGCUGGGAUUGGUCCACUUAGAUGCUGGCCAGGCGGAUUGUGUUUAUCAAGGUCAAUUGGUGAUAUCGACGUUGGAGAGUUUAUAGUUCCUGUCCCACAUGUGAAGCAAGUAAAGUUGUCUAAUGCUGGAGGACGGCUUGUCAUUGCUAGCGAUGGUGUCUGGGAUGCACUGCGCUUUCAGGAAGCUCUGAACUAUACCAGAGGACUGCCAGCUGAAGCUGCUGCUAGUCGAAUUGUUAAAGAAUCUGUGAGUUCAAAGGGACUACGAGAUGAUACUACUUGCAUCGUAGUUGACAUAUUACCUCCAGAAAAGUUGAGCCCUCCAUUAAAGAAGCAUGGGAAAGGAGGCAUCAAAGCUUUGUUCCGUCGGAGGCCAUCUGAUGAAUUGACUGAAGAUCAGAUGGACAGAGGAUGUCUAGAACCUGAUGUCGUGGAGGAAAUAUAUGAGGAGGGCUCUGCUAUGCUUGCUCAAAGAUUAAAAAUAAAUUAUCCGACAGGAAAUAUGUUCAAACUGCAUGAUUGUGCUGUCUGCCAAUUGGUGAUGAAACCUGGUGAGGGCAUCUCUGUUCAUGGUAGCAUUCCGAGGAAUUCAAGGGUUGAUCCUUGGGGUGGCCCUUUUCUAUGUUCAUCCUGCCAAUUGAAAAAGGAGGCUAUGGAAGGGAAGCAACAUUUGACAAAUUCUCAACCGACAGUCCAACCUGUUCUCAAGUAGCCUUCAACGGUGUUCGAUACUUCAGUGAAUACAUGCUAAUAUCACUAAGACACUAACAACACCUCUAGCAAAUGAACCAGACUCUGCAUGUUGAUCUAUUGCCAUUUACCAAUCAUUGGUAGUCAGAUUCAAGAUUUUUCACCACUAACUUCUAUUAAAUGGUCGUUGGUACGGAUGAUAAAGAUAUAUGGUGUCGUUUAUUUGAAGCACCAGACUUAUUCUGCAGGAGGUGCAGGCAGUUUAUUUGAAGAAACAACAAGACGUCCCUAAAAUGAACCAGUGGCCUAAAGGUGUGCUGGUUCAUGCCAUUGAUUAGACCCCACAUGAGCUCAGACUUGCUUCAUUCGGCAAAUACCAGUCAUGAAUCCCUUUUAGUUCAAGCUUAAUUUUACAGGUCAUGCCAUAUGGUAAGUGACCAUAAGACUGCUUCCCCCUUCCCCCGGUUUGAUUCUUUUAAUAUGUCCAUUUCUUUCCUUCUUUCCCCUUUUUAAAUGGAAUUGUACAUCCAGUUCUUUGCCCUGUGUAUAGCCAUGAGGCUCAUAGCUAACAUACUUAUUGUAUUCAUACCACAAUGUUAUAGCUGUAUCACUGUAUUCAAAAGUUUCUAACACGUAUCCAUUCCUUUUUUUGGGAAGUUUUGCCUUCCUUUUUGUACUUUAACUAUUACUAUUGAAUUCUAAUAUAAUUCUGAA
Oryza sativa Japonica Group (Japanese rice) is the source of this 2533-nucleotide messenger RNA. Its product is annotated as probable protein phosphatase 2C 12. Gene Ontology annotation, biological process: peptidyl-threonine dephosphorylation. Gene Ontology annotation, molecular function: protein serine/threonine phosphatase activity. The record is from RefSeq and is a predicted model, not a curated record. NCBI's taxonomy places the organism in Eukaryota, Viridiplantae, Streptophyta, Magnoliopsida, Poales, Poaceae.